Molecule: messenger RNA, 1281 nt
Organism: Malania oleifera
Lineage: Eukaryota; Viridiplantae; Streptophyta; Magnoliopsida; Santalales; Ximeniaceae
Product: nitrile-specifier protein 5
Exons: 2
Coding region: 152-1126 (324 amino acids)
Biological process (GO): nitrile biosynthetic process
Cellular component (GO): cytosol; nucleus
Molecular function (GO): enzyme regulator activity; protein binding
Source: RefSeq, a predicted model, not a curated record
AAAGAAAACAUAUUUUAAUUACCACCAACUGCUACCUUAUCCUCAGUAGUCCGUGGCGUCCUCAGCUCAGAAGUCACUUACCCUGCCGUCACUUCGACGAUCAAGUCCAGGGCCGGCCCAUCUGCUCCGGCGAGUCGGCAAUCUUUCGGCGAUGGCUCUGGCGCACGGCAAAUGGCGUAAGCUUGAACAAAGAGGAACCGGAGGACCUGGAGCAAGAAGCUCACACGCCGUAACCGUAUUCGCACAGAAGGCCUGUGUUUUUGGCGGCGAGUUGACGCCGCGCGUCCCGGUCGACAACGAUCUCUACGUCUUCGACCUCCACGACCUAACUUGGACGGUGGCCGCGGUCACCGGAGACGUCCCUCCGCCGCGAAUCGGCGUCACGAUGGCGUCCGUGGGCGACACCAUCUACGUGUUCGGCGGGAGAGACGGUGCACACAAGGAGCUCAACGAGUUUUAUUCCUUCGACACGCGCACGAACAACUGGACCUUACUCUCCGCCGGACCUCCUCACCGGAGCUACCACUCCAUGACCGCCGACGACCGCCUAGUGUACGUCUUCGGCGGCUGCGGCGUCGCCGGCCGGCUGAACGAUCUCUGGGCUUAUGACGUCGCGGAUCAGAAGUGGACCGAGUUUCCAAGCCCGGGAGAGGGGUGUAAGGGCCGGGGCGGGUCGGGGCUGGCUGUGGCGGGCGGGAGAAUAUGGGUACUGUACGGGUUUUCCGGGUCGGAGCUUGACGACGUGCACUGCUUCGACCUGGCUCGUGAGGAGUGGGUCCAAGUUGACAUAGAGGGCGAGAAGCCGACGCCGAGGAGUGUAUUUUCAACGGCGGCGAUAGGGAAGUACGUAUUUAUAUACGGCGGGGAAGUGGAUCCGAGCGAUCAGGGGCAUCUCGGCGCCGGGAAAUUUGCCGGGGAGGUUUACGGGCUGGACACGGACGCGAUGGUUUGGAAGCGGUGGGAGGACGGCGGCGACCACCCGGGGCAGCGGGGAUGGUGUGCGUUUUCGGCAGGGCGGCGAGGCGGGAAAGAGGGACUGUUGGUGUAUGGAGGGAACUCGCCGAGUAACGAUCGGCUGGGCGACAUUUUCUUUUUCACUCCUUGUUUUGAGAUCCAUGAAAAAUAAGAACUGAUAUCUCCCCAACUCUACGGGGUGAUGCGAGUAUUCGUGUGUAUGCGAGUAUAUGUGUAAUGUAUCGUUUCUCAAGCUUCUGCUUAUAAGUUCUGUUUUAUUUCUUUCGUUUUAAUAAAUACUUUUACCUUCUUCUAAAAUACAAAAAA